Messenger RNA from Myripristis murdjan (pinecone soldierfish), 4356 nucleotides. Its product is annotated as prickle-like protein 2. NCBI's taxonomy places the organism in Eukaryota, Metazoa, Chordata, Actinopteri, Holocentriformes, Holocentridae. The transcript is spliced from 9 exons. The record is from RefSeq and is a predicted model, not a curated record. Bases 523 to 3201 code for a protein of 892 amino acids. Gene Ontology annotation, molecular function: zinc ion binding.
CUCUCACUCACAUAAAUACUUGCAAAGGGAGUCAACCUAAUACAUACACACUUUCUCCCUGUUUCUGUGUUCAUCUCUUCACCCAGCCUCUGCCUCAGUCGCCUCCAGCCAGCCUUGAGGAGAGACACAGAGCCCAGAGGAGAGAGAGGAGGAAGAGUGAGAGAGUCAGAGAGAAAGACAGAGAGGGAGGGAGGGAGAGAGAGAGAGAGAGAGAGAGAGAGAGAGAGAGAGAGAGACUUGAUCACACAGUCUGCAGCCCCCAGCCUUCCCUCCGUUGCUGCUGCGUGUGAAAGCCAGAGGCAGAGGCAGAGCUGGUGUUCGUCUCUGAGAGUCAGAGCGCAAGGGAGCUGCAGAGCAGAGCCGAAUCACUGGCAUGACUCCAGUGUGACAGACUCCGUCCAGUCCCUCCACAUCUCUGCCGCUCUCUGACCAGCCUCCAGCCGGGAGAUCAACACCAGGAUCAUAAACAGGAACACCUGUCUUCACUGUAGGAGCUAAGCUCAGGAGCAUGUUGUGACGGCCAUGCCUCUGGAGAUGGAGAAGACCAUCACCAAGCUGAUGUAUGACUUCCAGAGGAACUCCACCUCUGAUGAUGACUCUGGAUGUGCACUGGAGGAAUAUGCCUGGGUUCCUCCUGGACUCAGCCCCGAACAGGUGCAUCAGUAUUACAACUCCCUACCAGAAGAAAAGGUUCCCUAUAUAAACAGCCCUGGAGAGAAAUACCGCAUCAAACAGCUGCUUCAUCAGUUGCCACCACAUGAUAAUGAGGUGCGUUACUGUAAUGGUCUGGAUGAUGAGGAGAAAAGAGAGCUUAAGCUCUUCAGCAACCAGCGGAAGAAAGAGAACCUGGGCCGCGGAAAUGUCCGUCCCUUCCCCCUCACCAUCAAUGGGGCCAUCUGUGAGCAGUGUGGGGGUCAGAUAAACGGAGGGGACAUUGUGGUCUUUGCUGCCAGGGCAGGUCACGGGCAAUGCUGGCAUCCUCAUUGCUUUGUCUGCAGUAUGUGUGAGGAACUGCUGGUGGAUCUCAUCUACUUCUACCAGGAUGGCAAGAUCUACUGUGGCCGGCACCAUGCCGAGAGGCUGAAACCCCGCUGCUGUGCCUGUGAUGAGAUAAUCUUUGCUGAUGAGUGCACUGAGGCAGAGGGCAGGCACUGGCACAUGAGGCACUUCUGUUGCUUUGAGUGUGAGGCCCCCCUCGGCGGCCAGCGCUACAUCAUGAAGGAUGGACGGCCACACUGCUGCAACUGCUUCGAGUCCCUUUAUGCUGAGUACUGUGACGCGUGUGGAGACCAUAUAGGUAUUGACCAAGGACAGAUGACAUAUGAUGGCCAACACUGGCACGCCACUGAAGAAUGUUUCUGCUGUGCCCGUUGCAAGCGCUCACUGCUUGGCCGCCCCUUCCUGCCAAAGCAGGGGCAGAUCUUCUGCUCAAGGUCCUGCAGUGCUGGACAGGAUCCAGAUGAGUCUGAUUCCUCAGACUCAGCCUUCCAAAGUGCCCGUUCCCGUGAGUCCCGCCACAGCACCAAGAUUGGCAAAAAGGAGCGGCGCAAUGCUGAGCAGGAACGGAGGAGUGUGGAGGCCCGCCAGCCAGCUCCUCCACCAAUGCCUGACCGUCUGUCUGCUGAAAUCGAUCCCUUGUCUGUUCAGAUGGACCGCUUGAGCCUCUCCUCUGGCCAGACCCCAAGCAGAACCCCCAGCCGCACACCAAGCCGCACCCCGAGUCGUACUCCGAGCUUAAACCAAGUGUGGAUGAGCCGGGAUGAAACCUAUGCCCCUGCUGCCUAUGAGACCUCCCAACGGGACCCGUCCCCCACUCGAACACCUAUACAGCUGCUGGGGCAGUGUAACCCCAGGCAGGGCUACAAUCCCACCCAGAACCUGAAUCCUCCAGCCCAGAGUCCUGUCAACCCAGGGAAGAUGCCUGAUUCCUGGGGGAAGGAGCAAGGUAAUGCCAAGAGGACCCCUAUGGCCGCCCUCAGGGGCCACUCCUUCAAUGAGAACUGGAUCCAGCACAGCCAGGAUGAGUUCAGACCCAACAAGCUCCGCACCCAGAUGAGCUUCAAUGAGAUGUCUAGCCAGAACCAGGGCUUCACAGACAAGAGGAGCAUCAGCCUGCAUGGGUUCCAGAGGGACGGCAGGCCCCCCCUGACCAGGAGAAACCCCAUUAACGCCAUGAGCUUCAAUGAACCCCUCACUCCUCUAGAACAGACCCCACAUGGAUCCAUUGACUCCCUGACAAUGUCCAAUGCUACAGGUAACUCUCUGGAUGGGGUCAGUAAGCGUCAGGAACAUCUGUCCAGGUUCUCUAUGCCUGACCUGAGCAAGGACUCUGGAGUGAAUGUGUCUGAGAAGAGCAACAUGGGCACCCUAAGCUCCUCAGUCCAGUUCCACAGCACCGAGUCCCUGUCCUCCUCUCGUCCCUAUGGAAACAUGGAUGCUCCACUGAGGGUGGGCUACCCCCUACAGUACUGGGAUGCCCCACGGCCGCUGGCCUUUGAAGGCAAAGGUCGUGUUGGGCUGGUAGGCAGCAGUGGAAACCUUCACAUGGCUCCUAUGAGUGACAGAAUGCCCCGCCGGCGCAUAAACACACAGGAAUCUGUAUCCCAGCAACAGCAGCCACAACCAAGACGCCGCAAACACCAUCGUGGUAACCAUGGUAACGGCCAGCACCGUGGUAGCCGCCACCACAAACGCUCUCGCCGCUCUCGCUCUGACAACGCCCUACACCUGGUGGCUGACCGCCCUGCUCAAAUGGUGGAGCUGCCCUACCGCCGUGUCCAGGAGGAUUACGACUGCUUCUCCUCUGGCCACACCGGCAGGGAGAUGUUCAGCCUGGGACCAGGCGGGUGCAGACAGCAGUCCUACCGGCCCUGUCCUCGCACCACCUCUGAUCUCACCCUGCAGAAUGCUGGCUGGCAACCUGUGGGGCUGGGUGGGCCUCACUGGGGCGAUGGUUACAGGGAGGGGGCUGACCCCUGGUGCUCCAGCUGCUCCUCUACCUCAGAGUCUGAGGAAGAUGAGGGUUAUUUCCUGGGGGAACCCAUCCCUCGGCCCGUGCAGCUGCACUACAUCAACGAAGAGCUGCGCCACCGCUACAGCCCCUCUGGGAUGGGGGGCCAUCAUGGACCUCUGCAUGGACAGAUUCAUGGCCAGCUACACACUCGCCAGAGGAGGAAGAGCAAAAAUUGCAUAAUUUCCUAGAUGUAGAGCAAAGAGAUUGAGAGGGAUGAGCAGGAGAGAGAAAGAGUUGGGAGAGAGAGAAAGAGGUAAGAAGAGUGUGAAAGCAACAGAGGAGGGAGAGAAGGAGUGGGAAGGUGAGAGUGAGACAGUGAGUGCAUGUGAAAUGGAAUAGUGUGUGUGUGUGUGUGUGUGUGUGUGUGUGUGUGUGUGUGUGUAAGGAGGGGGGGGUGGAAGAAAGGAGAAGGCAUAUUUUUUAUGUAUGUGAGCUUACACAACUCUACACCGGGUAGUGUUUGUGUACACCUACACGGUAUGAUCUAAUCAUGAGAGGAAGCUUAGCUGGCUUACACAACAGAAAUGUUUACAAUGAUGGAGAUGAGAAUCAGAUGAUGGUACAAGGAAGCACUGAUGAAUUCAACUGCUAAAUAUAGUCUGGUCAAGGCAAAUAAUGGGUAAAUGGUGUAUGUGUGUGUGUCUGUGUGUGUACCCAUGUACAAGAGAGGAUGAACAUCCCCUUUACAGAUUUAAAGGGACAUAUUGGUAUAACUGCAGUGAUCCAGGCGGCUCUGGACAGCUUAACGCUCCGAGCUCUGGGCAGUAAACUUAUUCUAUGUGGACAAAUCAGAAAUUGUGUUGGGAUAGUGAAAGCUACGUGCUAGAUUCCAAGCUGUGUCUUUGUUUACCUCAGUGGAAUCCAAAUGCUGCUGGAAUAUAGUGUUGGCUCGCUAGCCCUGUUAUCACCUUGUACAAAUAGUCUGUUGAAACUUGUGCUCUACAUAGCCUGCUCUCCAUGCUUUACCAAGGACAGAGCGCUAGAUAGCCUCCGCUCCUCGGCCAUUCAGGCACAGUAACGUCAGGUAUGGUCCCGUUUUCUCUUCUGCAACAUGCUUUGUUUUUUGAGUUACCUAUAGAUGAUUAAAAAUACUACUACUAAUAAUAAUAAUUACAAUAAAUUAAAGAAUGAUACCUGUUAAAUGUAUAUAUAGUAAUAAAAAUGUUAUUAAAGUAAUGGAUGUAGUAAUGUAAAUGUUAUGUACAUAUGGUCUUAAAUAUUUAUAUAUUAUAUUUUGUAUCUAAAGAAUCAUUAUUUGUAUAACAUGAUGUAGAGAUAGGGAGACUUGCAUGUCAAUUUGUUGUUGUUGUCUUAUAUUGAAAAUAAAGUGUACUUCAAUGAUC